AGCCGCGGGCGCACGCGGAGCUGCAGUGCGCUAUCCGUGGUGCUGAACAGCCGCACUUCCUUCAUCAGCUGUAGCCACCACCAUAUCCACCGGCAGCCAAGUCGCUCCGGAGAUGAAAGAAAGACCCUCAAGGCUUACGGGAAACUGCUUCAAUGAUGUUUCAGACUUAGAACUGCGCCUUCCGGGGAGUCCGAUAUACUUUGAAAAACAACAUGGCUUUUCUAAGUCAAGAUGUCUGCAGAACUAAAGCAAAUGAGAACCACGGCGGCUGGUUGGGUGAAUUGGUGUGAUGCAACUAUUGGUUGGCCGUAUCUCAGUAACUGUUCCACACAUCUGCACUCCUACAGCCUCCAAAGAUUGUUUUGAAUGCAACUGGCAUCUGUUGUCCUACCCCUUACUUCAAGUAUCUUUCCAGGAACAUCUAGUGCAUAAGAAGGCAACUUGCAUAAAGAAUCUAGUCAACCCAAUGGAGGAAAAAGAUGUAAUUUUGCUGUGCUUAACUGAGGAAUUUUGCUUUCCAGCCGCAUUCAACUGAAGGAGAAGGAGGCAAUACCAAGAGCUAUUUAUACAGAGAUUAAUGAAUUCACUGGAAAUCCUAGGAAAACAGCACAGCAGAUUCUGUUGGCCUUGCCUACCAUAACCCAGCAGUACAGAAAUAAUUGACUGAAUGCAUUUUCUGCUCUGUAGUAGAUGGCAAAAUAAACAAAGAUUCAUCUGCUUUCCAUUUGGAUAAAGACUGGAAUACAAGAAAUAUGGCCCUACAGAGCAAUCUGGGACUGGAGAGUACAGCCAUGUCUUACAACCAAAUGACCAACACGCUGCAAAACUCAGUGAUGGGCUGGGAGGAUCAAGAAACUCUCAAAGUAGAUUUAAGGAAGUCUUUGUCUCUAGGCUGAUGUGGGAGAGCCCUAUGGAAUACAGGUUAGUGAAAUUCUGCACUGCCAUUAAGUAUGACAAGCCAAGAUCAAUGACUCAGAGAAGAAACUUUUCCCAUGAACUUGGAACCAAGUUCUCCUUUUGGACUCUUUAAUUAGACGGUAGCUCCAUGCCAGUGUCUCCAAUGAGGUGUUGGUUGCUGUCCGUCACCUCUGUGGUGCUGAAAUUUGGAUGAUGUCUAUCAGGAGACCCAAGGGCUGUUGCUGCAUGUCACACUUCAACGAGGACAAUGGCAGGUUCAUCCUCUUAGCAGUGCUUAUUGUAGCAUACCUGACCGUUGGAGCCACUAUUUUCUCAGCCAUUGAGAGUCCAUCUGAAGCAGAAGCUCAGCAUCGUUGGAACUGGACCCUACAGAACUUCAGCCAAAUCUUCAACAUUAGCCUCCCUGAGCUAAGGGCCUUCCUACGAAGUUAUGAAGCAGCCAUGGCAGCAGGCAUCAGGGCAGAUGCCCUUCGACCAAGAUGGGACUUCACAGGGGCUUUCUAUUUUGUGGGCACAGUAGUGUCAACAAUAGGUUUUGGGAUGUCCACCCCAGCAACAGUAGCUGGGAAAGCCUUCCUUAUUGUUUAUGGUCUGUUUGGGUGUGCUGGAACUAUACUGUUCUUCAAUCUCUUCCUGGAACGGAUCAUCUCGCUUCUGGCUUUAGUCAUGAAGGCUUGCCGUGAGAGGCAGCUGCGGAGAAGCGGUCUUCUACCUCCAACCUGCCGAAGGGGCUCAGCCAUCUCUGACGCAGACAGCCUGAUUGGGUGGAAGCCAUCGGUCUAUCAUGUGAUGUUGAUUCUGGGAAUCUUUGCCAUUACUAUUGCUUGCUGUGCCUCGGCCAUGUACACAGCCGUGGAAGGGUGGAAUUAUAUUGACUCUUUAUACUACUGCUUUGUCACCUUCAGUACAAUUGGAUUUGGCGAUCUGGUGAGCAGUCAAAAUGCUGUGUACCGAAAUCAGGGAUUAUACAGAUUUGGGAACUUCAUGUUUAUAUUAAUGGGGGUAUGCUGCAUAUACUCUCUUUUUAAUGUCAUCUCGAUUGUAAUCAAGCAGGUUCUAAACUGGAUGCUAAGAAAAUUUCGAUGCAGAUGUUGCCCUGAUUGCCAUAAGCCAACCGCUCGCCUUGGGCGGCGCAAUGCCAUCACGCCAGGAUCUCGCUUCCGCCGGCACAACAUCUCUAUGGAAACCGACGGACAGUAUGACAGUGACACAGACGGGAGAAGACUCUCUGGGGAAAUGAUCUCCAUGAGGGAUCUCACUGCCUCCAACAGAGUCUCUCUGGCGCUUCUGCAAAAGCAAUUAUCUGAGACAGCCAAUGGCUACCCUAGGAAUGUCUGUAUAAACACUAGGCAAAAUGGCUUUUCAGGAGGUGUUGGUGCUCUAGCCAUCAUGAAUAACAGACUGGCAGAGACGAGCGAUUCUAGGUAGAAAUUUUGAAAUUGAAAAAAACCAUGCAAUUUGUUUAAAAUAAUUUUUUAAAAAAGGUUUUCCCAAAUGCGUCAGUAUUUCUCCCCUUUUUUAUCCUUACAUAGAGAAUUAUGAUCAGUACUUAUAACAAUGGGGUACAUUAUUGAGUAAUGAUGGAGGCUCAGUUCAGACAUCAUGCCAAACCAUGGUUUAAUUAAACUAACCAUCAUCAACAGUGUAAUUAUCCAGUGCAGGCUAAUCCAGAAACUAUGGUUAAUUACAGUACAUCAUACCAGAAUCUGAAACUGUGGCUUAGAAUUUGUCUAUUCAUCAGGUUAAGACUCACCUGUGAUUUCAGGUGACAAACUAACACAGAUCCUGGUUUAAUCUUGGUUUGUUUCCUGGCACUGCAGGCGAGAUGGGGGAAAGAGCAAAACACAGUAACACUUGCAUUUGGCAAGAAAACCAGGAUUUGAAUGAGUACCUGCAAGCUGUGUCCAGGCUUCACAAAUUCACUGUAAUUCAACAUGAUUUCCCAUUAUGUCUGAACUGAAGGAGUGUGGUCACCAUAGUUUUGAUAUUUUAAUGCAGGGAUGUCCAACUCUGGCCCUCUAGAUGUUCAUCUGGAGAGUCAGAGUUGGACACCCCAAUUUUAAAGGAUUAAAAUGCCACAACAGUGGCUCAAAAUAUUCUAGAUCUACUAACUUCUAUGAAGAACUGAUACAAAAUGUUCAAUUUGCUUUCUUUUCUUCCCAUGUUGUUGAUUACAUUUAUGUCCCACCUUCCUUCCGUGGAACUUUUAUGGCAGCAUACAUGGGAUUGCCAGGAAUUUUCCCAUCUAAGCACUGUUCAGACCUCACACCUGCAUAGCUUCAGCAAAAUUGCAACAGCAUGUGCCUUUGGAUCAUGACUGAAGAUUCUUUCUACUUUUAGGUGUUAUGAAUAUACGUUCAGAUAUUGGGUGAAGCUUUAGUGCUGCUUUUCACACUAUUCUGUUUCAUUCCCAGAAGGCAUAUCCAAGUCUGAAAAAAAAAUCUAUGAACACCCAAAUAUGAGAACAAUAAUUUUAUUUGUUUCUUUAUUCAUAAAAAAUUAUACCCUGCCUCAUGCCCAUGUUUCUAGGCAGCCUGCACUGGUUAAAACAUUUUUUUAAAAAACACAAUAAAAUAAUAAUGCUACUAUCAGUUACAUAAGAUUUUCAGCUUUGCAAAAAUGCUUUCUAGUUUUGUACGAGGCAGGGUAUUGAUAUCCUUCCUGCUUCAUAGAUGGGGAAUUGCAGCCUAGAGAGAGCAGUUUGCCCAAUGCCACUAAAUAACUCCACAGCAAAGGUAGCACUAGAACUCAGGUACCUCUGAUUCAAGUUUACUAGACCUUCCACAGUGUCACCCUAAACAGAGUUAGACUCUAAGGGAUUUAGAAAGUUGCAACUUUCCUUCGGACUGCACCAACAAUCUCUGACAUGCAUAUCUCAUUCGAGUUGGGCUGAGCCAGAAGUACUUAUGUUUUCCUGCUCGUUUUC
This is a messenger RNA of Sphaerodactylus townsendi, 3844 nucleotides long. It is a transcript of the gene KCNK12, whose product is annotated as potassium two pore domain channel subfamily K member 12. Gene Ontology annotation, cellular component: membrane. Gene Ontology annotation, molecular function: potassium ion leak channel activity. The record is from RefSeq and is a predicted model, not a curated record. The transcript is spliced from 3 exons. Gene Ontology annotation, biological process: stabilization of membrane potential; potassium ion transmembrane transport. NCBI's taxonomy places the organism in Eukaryota, Metazoa, Chordata, Lepidosauria, Squamata, Sphaerodactylidae. Bases 1108 to 2346 code for a protein of 412 amino acids.